AUGGAAUAUAGUGAGCAUCAUGUACCUAUUCUUUAUGGUCCACAAAUUCCUCGACGGGAUCGUGACGAUACUCGAGAACGAUAUAGUCGAGUUCUUCUCACACUUUUCGUACCUUGGCGCACCGUUACAGAUCUUUGUGGCAUCAAUCAAACAUGGGAAGAUGCUCUUAAAUCUCGACAAAAUCGUAUUUCCAUUCGUUCAUGGGAGAUCAUAGAAAAUAUUCAACUUUUACAUGAAUGUAAAAAAGAUCGCGAUGAACAUUUACUUCAAAUUAUCGCUGAAGCUCAAACUGAUAAUGAUGCAAUCGAUCCUAUUCUUUUGCCUGCAAAUCAAGAUAUUGAUGGCGAACAUGAUGCGGACGACAGUGAAGACUUAUUAGAAUUACUAGGCAAUAUAGAUGAAUACACAACUGCAGCGACUAAUGCAACGAAAAAACCAACAGAAGAUAAAUAUAUUGAAGAAACUAUUGAAGCAGUCAAAAAUGUUGGACGAUUUAGUCAUAUAAAUACUCAUCAUCAGUCUUCUUCAAAUGAAUCUAUUAAUUAUGUAAAUCAACAGCUUGUACCGUUCAUUUCUGCAACGCCAAAUCUUAUUCGAUUAAAUACAAAAUGGCAAGAACAACUGAAGACUGAAAAAGAACGAGUCAGAAAAAGUUUAAUUACAGGCAACUACGCCAAUGCAGAUGAUACAUUAGAUUUACAUGCUGCAAAAGAUGCUGUUGUAACAGUGGUGAAUCCAAAUAAUUAUAAUAAAAACAAUUUUGAAAACUAUGGCUCAAUUCUUCCAGUCGUUUCAGUCGCAACUAACUUUCCCACUCAAAAAACCAUCGCUGAUGAAUUUACAUUAAAUAGAGAACAACGAGCUGCAUUCAUGAUAAUAACAAGCCAUCUUGAUGGGGACAGCCGAUGUCGAACAGGUGAUAAUAAUGAUCAACUUAUAAUGUGCAUACCUGGAUGUGGCGGUACAGGCAAAUCACAACUUAUUCGUGCUCUCAGCAAAUACUUUCUUGUUACGAAAAGGAUGCAAAUGAUGCGAAAGCUUGCACCAACUGGAAUUGCUGCUGCUGAAAUAGGUGGUAUGACAAUUCAUUCAUUUUUGGGUGAACAACGUAAUUCCGGAAAGCCACGAACUAUCAAGCCAGGUGAUUUAAAACUCGAAAAAGAAUGGAGACUCGUCGAAUACUUAUUAAUCGAUGAAAUGAGUAUGGUUGGUUUGAAUUUACUAGCAAAACUCAAUCGAAUCAUUUGCUCUGCAAAACAUGUCGAUCCACAGGUGCCAUUUGGCGGUGUAAAUGUUAUCUUUUUCGGUGACUACUUACAAUAUCGACCUGUUUAUGAUGCACCAUUGCACACCGAUUUUUCAUUACCAUCCAAAAAGAAAUCUGGUAAACUACCCACAGAAAAAGAAAUUCAACAACGUGUUGCCCGUUCUUUAAUUCUUCAAAUUAAUUGUGUGGUAAAACUUACUCAACAAAUGCGAACAGAAGAUCCACGGUACCUUCAACUACUCGAACGACUUCGUCGUGGACAAUGUAAUUACGACGAUUAUGAAUUAUUGUUAACACGCGUUGUUGGACAAUCAUCAGUAGGAUCUCUACGUGAUUCACCUUGGAAUAAAGCACCGAUUCUUGUGUUUCGAAAUGAAGUACGAACACAAUUGAACAACAAAGCAGCAAUUCACAAGGCAGCAGAAAUGGGACAAGCACCAAUUGUAUGUGUCGCUCAAGAUACUUGCAAAGGCAAAUCAAUUGAAGAUCCGACACUCGUUAAAAAAUUGCUAGAAUUAUCCGAUAGCAAAACAGAGCAUCUACCGGGUUUGCUGCCUCUUGUUCCUGGAAUGCCUGUUAUUUUAACACAAAACGUUGCUAUUGAAUUGGGCCUUAUUAACGGAAUGAAUGGAGUCUUUCGACAACUUGUCUAUGAAGAAGACUCUGUGUCAACAGAAGUUCUUUCCGAAACAUUUCCAAGCAAUACACAAUACAUUCGUAAACCUUCAUAUGCAUUAAUUGAAACUGUGAAAUCGAAGAUCGAAUGUAAUCUUGAACAACUGCAAACAAAUCUUGUUCCGAUACCGUUAAUGGAACAAACAUUUCGAAUUGAUAUUGGCGAUGUUCUACCAAAAGAUAAGAGACCAAAAUCAAAUCGAAAGGCAAUUUUAUCAAUAAAGCGGCGUGCACUACCACUUGUACCUGCUUAUUGUAUUACGACACAUAAAAGUCAAGGCCAAACUUUAAAUAAUGUUGUAAUUGAUUUGAAACUGCCAAAUGAAACUGAUGACAUUGCUGCAAUUUAUGUACCAUUAUCACGUGUAAAACGCUUGGCUGAUUUGGUCAUUUUGCGACAUUUUGACUACAAGGUUUUAUUAAUCAAACCAAGCUGUCCAAGUCAAUUGAAUAUCCCAAAUCCACUAGUAACUGGCAAGUAUAAUAUCGAAAAUACAGUUAAACAUAAUUUAAAUUGUGAAUUACAAUCAUCAAGCAUUCCAAUGAACUCGUGGAAUAAUUGUGAUACAUCAUUAAAUCAAAAUUAUUUGACGCAAAUGAUGCAAUCACUUUCAACAGCUGUCAGAAAAUUAGAACAAACAGAUGCAAAAAUUGAAUCGGUUCUUCUUCGACAAGAACAGAAGAUUGAUUUAAUUUUGACAAUACUUCAACAGAUUGUACCAUCACAUACAUUAGAUAAUCAAAGCAAUCAACAAUGUGUUCAGUCAGGACCAGAAAAACAUAUGUGUAAUUCACCAUUGAGUAUCGGUGCAAUAGAAAUGGAUUGUCAGACUCAAGAAAUAUUUCAAACAGUAGAGGCAUCGACAAAUGGAAAUGAAAAUUUUAUGCAAGAUAAUCAAGAGAAUUAUACUGCACCUUUAUCAUAUGACUCAGCUUUUACUGCUUUUAACUGCGAUCAAAUUUCAUUUGGAUUUACGACAAACAAUAGAUUAAAUUCUAAUACUCAAUCAUUAAUUUCCUUUGAUGACAUUGAAAAAUCUCCAUCGACCAAAAUUCAAGGCAAUAUUCAUCAAACAACUCGGUGUCAUGAUUCAUGUGUCAGAAGAGAAGAACAAGCAUUAGUUCCAUUUACUACCAUCGAUCAAAGAAAAACUAAGAAAAAAAAUCAAUUAAAACGUAAUGAAAAAUCGAAGAAAAAUUCGAUAGAUUUCCAAUCAUUGUGUCAUUUACCUCCAGUUAAUGAAAUUCAAGUGAACAACCAUGAAGCAGGAUCUACUGAAAUUUGUUUACUUCAUCCACUCAAAGAACGACUCAGUCCAAAAACAGAUAGGAUUACUAAAUUAAAAGAUUGUUUUGGGGAAACUCCAAUUUUAGUCGUAUGUGGUGAUGGUUUACCUGACAACAUUUCUAUGAAAUUAGCCAUAACAAGUGAAUCACCGACAGGUCGUUAUUACAGUGUCUAUCAAUUUUCUCAAAAAUCAGGUGAAGACAAGUCUAUCAUUGAUCGUUCGAUCAAAAAAUAUUGGAAUAAGACCAACAUGCUUGAACUCAAAAACUUGAAAGUACAUAAAAGAUGCGACAACAAAAUGAAAGAUAGAAACACUUAUAUACUUGAAUCUUAUCCAUCAGGUGAUGAAAUAGAUACUGCAAUAAAUGUUCAAAAAAUUGUAAAUCGUGAAUAUAAUCUUAAAGAUUUACAACUUGCUAUUCGCUUUUUUCCAAAGAACUCAUUAGAACCAUUGCAAAUUGAUUUCCUUUCAAACAAAAUUUCUACAGUAUCGAAGGGACAACAUAAACUUCAUGUUUUAAACAUUUUGAUUGAAAGUCCUAAUGGAAAUACAGUAUUUUUUGAUCCUUAUAAUAAAUGUCAGAUGAGAUUGUCAGUAGAAAUUCCAGAAAUUUUUCAUUGUACACUUGGAACACAUUGGAAAUGGUUACAAAUAUCAAUAAUUGCCAACAAUCAACAAAGUGCUACUUAUUCUAUUGACUUAGGAGAUAGACUUGGCAAUAGAAAUCCAAAUUAUUACAAUAUUCAAGAAAAAUCGUUCGAGUGA
Messenger RNA from Rotaria sordida, 3996 nucleotides. The record is from the annotation of a GenBank genome assembly. NCBI's taxonomy places the organism in Eukaryota, Metazoa, Rotifera, Eurotatoria, Philodinida, Philodinidae.